Molecule: messenger RNA, 1397 nt
Organism: Lotus japonicus
Lineage: Eukaryota; Viridiplantae; Streptophyta; Magnoliopsida; Fabales; Fabaceae
Product: F-box/FBD/LRR-repeat protein At4g26340-like
Exons: 2
Coding region: 191-1297 (368 amino acids)
Molecular function (GO): protein binding
Source: RefSeq, a predicted model, not a curated record
UAUUUUUUGUUGUUAGGAGGAAAAUUAAAACAGAAAGAAAGGUAAUUCCACUGCUCAUAGCUCCGAUUGAAACGCUGUGCCACGCUCUCCGUUGUACGUAACACGGCUGCAAGAAGGAAACCAGGGGGUGUGAUGUAUUGUUUUGCUGGAAUCCUAAAUAAAAUUAUCUGCUUUAUUUGAUCGUGUUCCAAUGGCGGAUAUGAUUAGCAUGUUGCCAGAUGAAGUUCUGUGUCACAUCCUCUCGUUUCUCCCAACUGAAGAAGUUGUUACAACAAUGGUUCUCUCAAAGAGAUGGAAACCACUCUGGCCUUUAGUCUCUACCCUAGACUUUUACGACCAUAGAUAUCUCGAUUUCAAGGAAUUUAAAUCGCACUUUUCCUUCAUCAGAUUCGUGUACGCUACCAUGUUCUCACGAGGUUUGAAUCAACCCAUCAAAAACUUUACCCUCAUUGUAAGGGAACAAUGUCUAGAUACCGAUGUCAAGGUAUGGUUAAACGCUGCAAUACAACAACCUCAACUUGAGAAUCUCAAUGUCGAUCUUUCCCUUUCCAUAUUGCCUUGCUCUAUUCUCAGCAGCGCAUCCCUUGUUGUUUUCAAGUUGCAUAAUGUAACUUUUGAUGUCUUUUCUUCUGUUUACCUUCCCUCACUCAAAACACUGCAUUUGGACAAUGCUUGGAUUACAAGGCUUCGAUAUUUGAUGGAGCUUCUUUAUGGGUGUCCAGUUCUUGAAGAUUUGAUACUAAAUGACAUAGAUUUUAAUGAUUGUUCAUUUGAGGGGAAGGUUAAGACUUUAUCCAAGUUGGUCAGAGCAGAUGUUAUUUUUGAUAGUUAUCGUCAUUUAAUUCCUGUGAAAGCUUUUUCUAAUGUAGAGUUUCUGCGCAUAGACGAGUGCGAUGUGGAGAUCCCUGUGUUUUCCAAUUUAAUUCAUUUGGAGCUUAUCUUUGGAGACUUUAUUAAAUGGAGUUUGGCCCUUGAUAUGCUCAAUCAUUGCCCUAAGCUUCAGACUCUUGUCUUUGAACUAAAUUUUGGUCAUGAUGAUGAUGAUGAUGAGGUCUGGCCAUACCAACGAUUUGUUCCCGAAUGCUUUUCUUCACAUCUUAGGAAGUGCUUUCUUAAAUAUUUUAAAGGACUGGAAUGCCAGAUGAGAUUUGCAAGGUAUGUUAUGCAAAACUCAGCAUCAUUACGUACCAUGACAAUUCAUUGUAAGGGCCAAAAUCGUGAGAAAGAGCUUGAAAUGAUAGAAGAAUUGGCCUCAUACCCUAGGAGUUCUUCAAACUGUAAACUCUUAUUUGAGUGAUUGAUAUGCUUCUUAGUUACCAGAAAUUAUUCCUAAAAUGACUGCUUAUGUCCUUAGUUUUACAUUUAAUAUAUCUGCUGGUUUUGGUGCUUUUGAUGAU